This is a messenger RNA of Drosophila guanche, 417 nucleotides long. Its product is annotated as accessory gland protein Acp62F-like. The record is from RefSeq and is a predicted model, not a curated record. The coding region runs from base 19 to 402 and encodes 127 amino acids. The transcript has a single exon. NCBI's taxonomy places the organism in Eukaryota, Metazoa, Arthropoda, Insecta, Diptera, Drosophilidae.
GACAACCCAUUGGAAAAUAUGACAAACUUGCAUGGGAAAUAUAUCUGCCUGUUGUGCCACCUGCUCGCAGUGGUUGGAUCUCUAAGCAUGCCUGAUGAUGCGGAAGUAGAUUGCACAGUGAAUGGGACCCUGGCCGUGUGUCCCGGCGCCUGUCCGGAGACCUGUGAAUUUGUGAGUGAAACCUGUUCGAACGAGUGCGGUGGACCGUGUGUGUGCCGGGAGGGUUACAUUAUCGAUGGUGAUCGGAAGAUCUGUGUCCUCAAAUCGGAUUGUCCGGCGGAGCUAAAGCAGACCACAAUACGACGACAUUAUCCUGUGAAUAUCAAAUACUUUGGUUCAUAUUUAAUCUUUAACGACACCACGGACUAUAAAAGCAGGGAAGUGCGCAUACCCUCGACUUGAUACCCUCUCAGAUUU